CGGCCAUUGGCCUGUUUCUAGUUUGCUGGUUAUCCCCCAACUUCGCCGAAUAUGUCGUCUAUUGUACGGAGACAGUCGUUCUCCAGCGCCUAUACGGUGGGUGAUUACGAUCCAGAUACAAAGGACCGUGGAAGAGCCGCAGCUGCAGAAAACAGAUGGGUUUUCGAAUGUGCCUGGGAGGUCGCCAACAAAGUUGGAGGUAUUUACACCGUGAUCAGAUCAAAGGCAGGAGAGACAGUAGAGGAGCUCGGUGACCAGUAUUGCUUGUUGGGACCGUAUAAUGAAACCUGCGUUCGAACUGAAGUGGAAGUGAUGGAUGAACCCGAACAACCGCUACUCAGACAUACAAUAAAGAGCAUGAGAGAUAGAGGCAUUAAGGUGACGUUCGGUAGGUGGCUGAUAGACGGUUAUCCUAAGGUAGUACUCUUUGACAUCGGGUCUGCUGCCUGGAUGUUAGAUCGAUGGAAGACUGAAUUCUGGGAGUUGUCUAGCAUCGGCACACCGUGGCACGACAGGGAAUCUAACGAUGCAAUUAUAUUUGGAUUUCUGGUCACAUGGUUUCUUGGAGAAUUUCGUGCUCAGUUCAAGGCAGAAGAAAAACCCCUGAUUGUAGCUCAUUUCCAUGAGUGGUUAGCUGGUUGCGGUUUGGUUCUCUGUCGGACGCGUCAUCUUGGAGUCUCCACCGUAUUUACUACACACGCUACCUUACUGGGAAGAUACUUAUGCGCUGGCAAUGUGGAUUUCUACAACAACUUAGACAAGUUUGAUGUUGACAAAGAAGCCGGUGAGAGAGGCAUCUAUCAUCGGUAUUGUAUCGAAAGGGCUGCUGCUCACUGUGCUGAUGUCUUCUCUACGGUGUCAGAGAUCACUGCAUUUGAAUGUGAACAUUUACUCAAACGUAAACCGGAUAUCAUCGUCCCAAAUGGUCUCAACGUCACCAAAUUUCAAGCCAUACACGAAUUUCAAAAUCUUCACGCAAAAGCCAAGGAAAAGAUUAAUGAUUUUAUUCGGGGUCAUUUCUAUGGGCAUUAUGAUUUUGAUUUGGACAAGACGUUGUAUUUCUUCAUUGCUGGUCGUUAUGAGUUUACAAAUAAAGGAGCUGAUCUUUUCAUUGAAUCAUUGGCAAGAUUAAAUCAUUAUAUGAAGUCGUCAAAUAGCGAAACCACCGUGGUAGCUUUUCUCAUAUUUCCUGCACGGACCAAUAGUUUCAAUGUUGACUCCUUGAAAGGACAGGCCGUUUCUAAGCAACUGAAAGAGACAGUAGCGGACAUCCAGAAGAAAGUUGGUUCUCGAAUGUUUGAGGCGGCAUUAGCGGGUAAGUUACCGGACUCCAAGGAUUUACUGACUUCAGAAGACAUGGUGAAGUUAAAGAGAUGUAUCUAUGCAACACAGAGACCGGGUCUACCACCAAUUUGUACUCACAACGUUGUUGAUGAUGACCAGGAUCCUGUUCUGAGUUACAUCCGCAGAGUUCAACUAUUUAACAACAGGAAUGAUAGAGUGAAGAUUGUUUUUCAUCCCGAGUUUCUCUCAUCAACCAAUCCAUUAUUCGCCUGUGAUUAUGAAGAAUUUGUAAGAGGAUGCCAUCUUGGAGUUUUCCCAUCAUAUUAUGAACCGUGGGGAUACACUCCAGCCGAGUGUACGGUAAUGGGUAUUCCUAGUGUCACAACCAAUCUGUCUGGAUUUGGUUGCUUUAUUGCACAGCACGUAGCUGACCCUACAUCGUAUGGUAUCUACAUCGUUGAUAGGCGAUAUAAAGGCCUGGAAGAGUCUGUACAACAGCUUUCACAAUACAUGUUUGAUUUCACACGUCUGACAAGACGACAACGUAUUAUACAGAGGAAUCGUACUGAGCGUCUCAGUGAUCUACUAGAUUGGAAGAGUUUAGGCUUUUAUUAUCGUAAAGCUCGUCAUUUAGCUCUGCAAAAAACACAUCCUGAUAUGGCGUUCAUGCUGCCACGCCCUGCAUCAGUACCUGUCUCGCCGACAAGUUCAAGAUCAUCAACACCCCCUCCCUCUAGCGGUGAAGAAGAUGAAGAUGAUUCUGAUCAUGAAAGAAAAGAAUAAAUAAAUAAAUGAUGAAAACCAAAAACCCAGUGUAGGUUUUGACAAAUUCAUCUGUCAUCUUUAUAAAACCUGUGAAAAAUAGUUGUUUAUAGUUGCUGUAGUUUGAUGCUGCUUUAAGGUUACAAAGGAUCGUUUGUGUUUAUAGUACAGAUUCUCAUUUAAAGAAUGUAUUUCAUUUAAUUACUUUGCAUCAGAAUCAAUUUACAAAAACAUCCGCAACAACUCUCACACGCAAUGGAAGUCUGUUAUUGGGGGAGUUUACAAUACAAAGCUUCUUUUGUGGACUAAUUUUUAUUUUAAUUGGCCCAGAAAAACAAUAUUCAUGUUCUUUGCCUUAAGAGAUAUGAGUUGAUUGUCAGUAGAUACUUGCUAAGUUUGCUAAGAUUGUGUUUGGAUUGGGAAAGUUUUUAGUUUAAGGUAGAGAUGCAGGUUCGUGGGCACU
Saccoglossus kowalevskii is the source of this 2509-nucleotide messenger RNA. Its product is annotated as glycogen [starch] synthase-like. Gene Ontology annotation, biological process: glycogen biosynthetic process. Lineage: Eukaryota; Metazoa; Hemichordata; Enteropneusta; Harrimaniidae. Gene Ontology annotation, cellular component: cytoplasm. Gene Ontology annotation, molecular function: alpha-1,4-glucan glucosyltransferase (UDP-glucose donor) activity. The record is from RefSeq and is a predicted model, not a curated record.